This is a messenger RNA of Ceratotherium simum simum (southern white rhinoceros), 1959 nucleotides long. It is a transcript of the gene TCTN1, whose product is annotated as tectonic family member 1. NCBI's taxonomy places the organism in Eukaryota, Metazoa, Chordata, Mammalia, Perissodactyla, Rhinocerotidae. The record is from RefSeq and is a predicted model, not a curated record. Gene Ontology annotation, cellular component: MKS complex. Gene Ontology annotation, biological process: protein localization to ciliary transition zone; cilium assembly.
CCUCAGCUCCUGCCGUCUCGCGAGGUCUCGAGGGACUCUUCCCGUAAUGCCCCGCGCCCGGCUGCCGCGGUUGCCUGGCAACGCCGGGUCCCCCUGCUGCUGGCUGCCCCGGGUUCGGCCAGGGGAUGGGGCCGCGGGAUCUCCCGCCGCUGUUGCUCGUGCUCCUGGACUGCUGGGCCUCUGGGAGCGCCCAGGCCGGGGCCACCUCCGCGGUGACGACGGAGGGUCUCAACUCUACGGAGGCAGCCCUGAUGACUCUCCGACCUGCCUUGUCGCCUAGGCCUUCCGAGACCCCCAGGGCCCCUCGGCCCUCCUCUGGCCCCAGGCCCACCCCGGUUACGGACGUUGCUGCUCUGUGUGUCUGUGACUUGUUGCCAGCACAGUGUGACAUCAACUGCUGCUGUGACCCUGACUGCAGCUCCGUGGAGUUCAGUGUCUUUUCUACCUGCUCAGUUCCAGUUGUCACGGGUGAUAGGCAGUUUUGUAGUCAAAAAGCAGCCAUCUAUUCAUUGAAUUCUACAGCAAACCCACCUCAAAGGGUAUUCAGACUUGUUGACCAGAUCAAUCCAUCUAUUUUCUGCAUUCAUAUUACAAACUAUAAACCUGCAUUAUCCUUUAUUAAUCCAGAAGUGCCUGAUGAAAAGAAUUUUGAUACAUUGAUGAGAACAUCUGAUGGUUUUUCGUUGACUACAGAAUCAGAUAUUUCUUUCACCACCAAACUGGAUGCUCCAAAUGCUGAUAAAUAUGAGUAUGGGGUUCACCUGCAGACUUCAGAUUCAUUUUUGAGAUUUCCUUCUCCCCUUACGUCAUCUCUGUGCGCCGAUGAUAACCCUGCAGCAUUUCUGGUUAACCAAGCUGUUAAGUGCACCAGAAGGAUAAAUUUGGAACAGUGUGAAGAAAUUGAAGCCCUGAGCAUGGCUUAUUACAGCAGCCCUAAAAUUUUGAGGGUGCCUAAUUCAAAAACAAAGGUUCCCAUCACUGUUCAGUCCAUCAUCAUUCAGUCUCUAAAUAAAACGCUAACCCGCCUGGAAGACACUGCUGUGUUGAAGCAGGCCCUCGUCGAGGCUGGGGAUGUGAGAAUCUGCACUAACGUCGUGCUUGAGGUCAAGUACAGCCUAACAUAUACAGAUGCAGGAGAGAUAACAAAAGCUCAUCUCGCUCUCCUCUUGGGGACAGUUAGCAGUGCAGUGGUUCCAUUCCAGCAAAAGUUUGAAAUUCGUUUUAUUCAGCAAAAUACAAAGCCAGCUCCUCUCAGUGGAAACCCUGGUUAUGUUGCGGGGCUCCCGUUAGCUGCUGGAUUCCGGCCUCAGAAGGGGUCUGGGAUUAUUCAGACCAUGAAUAGAUAUGGACAACUUACUAUUCUUCGUAGCACAACUGAGCAAGACUGCUUAGCAAUAGAGGGAAUCCGGGCCCCAGUAUUAUUUGGUUACAAUAUGCAGUCUGGCUGUAAACUAAGACUGCCCAGGGCUAUCACGUGUCAGCUGGUAGUGCAGAAGGUGAAGAGCCUGCUGAUGGGCCAGGGCUUCCCAGAUUAUGUGGCCCCUUUUGGAAAUUCCCGGGCCCAGGAUGUGCUGGACUGGGUGCCCGUCCACUUGGUCACCCAGGCGUCCCACGUGAAGGAUUCUUGCCAGCUCCCAGUGGCUUUGGUUAUAGAAGUGAAGUGGACUAAAUACGGCUCCUUACUGAACCCGCAGGCUAAAAUAGUGAACGUGACUGCAAAUCUGAUUUCGUCCGCAUUUCCUGAGACCAACUCAGGAAACGAAAGGACGAUGCUUAUUUCCACUGCGGUUACUUUUGUGGAUGUGUCUGCACCUGCAGAGGCAGGCUUCAGAGCUCGGCCAACCAUCAACGCCAAGCUGCCCUUUGAUUUCUUCUUCCCGUUUGUCUGACGUAAGUCGUUAAUUAAGGAAACUACCCCACACCUCCAGAACAGAGUGCCUGGGGGCCUGGGGUCCCGGG